This is a messenger RNA of Erigeron canadensis, 1976 nucleotides long. Its product is annotated as sugar transport protein 7-like. Gene Ontology annotation, molecular function: monosaccharide transmembrane transporter activity. The transcript has 4 exons. Gene Ontology annotation, cellular component: membrane. Gene Ontology annotation, biological process: monosaccharide transmembrane transport. The record is from RefSeq and is a predicted model, not a curated record. The coding region runs from base 157 to 1722 and encodes 521 amino acids. NCBI's taxonomy places the organism in Eukaryota, Viridiplantae, Streptophyta, Magnoliopsida, Asterales, Asteraceae.
AGAACUCUCAAAAUCAACAAAGCAUUAAAAGCUUCCAAUUAUUGCAUAUAACAAGUUAGAUAUUUUUUUGGAACACUUGUUUGUGUUUACAUAUAACAAAAUCACUCAUAGACAUACACAUAAUUAAGCAGACAAUCUGUGUAAGUGUGUGUAAAUAUGGCAGGUGGGUCAUUUGCACCAGGAGGAGUGGCUAAGGAAAGAGCAGAGCUAUAUCAAGGGAAGGUUACAACUUAUGUCAUCAUUGCUUGCAUUGUUGCUGCUGUUGGAGGUUCUAUUUUCGGUUAUGAUAUUGGAAUUUCAGGCGGGGUGACAUCCAUGGAUGCAUUCCUUAAAAAAUUCUUCCCCUCGGUGUAUAAAAAGGAGAUGCAUUCACAUGAAAGCAACUACUGCAAAUUCAAUGACCAAGGGUUAGCAGCAUUUACGUCAUCCCUAUACCUAGCUGGAUUGGUUGCAACGCUAUUUGCAUCCCCUGUCACACGUAAUUAUGGGCGUAGAAUCAGUAUAAUCUGUGGUGGACUAAGUUUUCUUGUGGGUGCUGCGCUCAAUGCUGCAUCAGUCAAUUUUGCAAUGCUUCUUUCAGGAAGAAUUAUGCUUGGUGUUGGCAUUGGCUUUGGUAAUCAGGCAAUUCCGCUCUACUUAUCAGAAAUGGCACCAACCCAUUUAAGAGGAGGAUUAAACAUGAUGUUCCAAUUAGCAACAACUCUAGGAAUCUUCUCAGCAAACAUGAUAAAUUAUGGUACCAGUAAGCUUGACCACUGGGGUUGGCGGCUCUCUCUAGGGCUAGCCGCUGCACCAGCAGUUCUAAUGACUAUAGGCGGCAUACUUCUUCCAGAAACCCCAAAUAGCUUAAUCGAACAAGGAUCAAAGGAAAAGGGGAGGAAAGUUUUAGAAAGAAUUCGUGGGACACAAAAUGUUGACGCCGAGUUUGAAGACAUGAUUGAUGCAAGUGAGUUGGCUAACUCAAUCAAGCAUCCUUUCAGAAAUAUUUUGGAGAAGAGGAAUAGACCACAAUUAGUGAUGGCAAUUUGCAUGCCGAUGUUCCAGAUUCUUACAGGGAUUAAUUCUAUUUUAUUCUAUGCCCCGGUUUUAUUUCAAAGUAUGGGUUUUAAGGGAAAUGCGUCACUUUACUCAUCUGCCCUGACUGGAGCCGUUCUUGCUCUUUCUACAUUGGUGUCCAUUGCAACGGUUGACAGAUUGGGUCGAAGAGUUCUGUUGAUUGGUGGAGGCAUCCAAAUGAUCAUUUGUCAGGUCAUUGUGGGCAUCAUAUUAGGUGUUAAGUUUGGCAAUGAUCAAGAACUCUCCAAGGUUUAUUCAAUCAUUGUGGUGGUUGUCAUUUGUCUCUUUGUGGCGGCAUUCGGGUGGUCCUGGGGACCACUUGGUUGGACAGUUCCAAGCGAAAUAUUCCCAUUAGAAACAAGGUCAGCAGGUCAAAGCAUUACAGUUGCGGUCAACCUCUUCUUCACAUUUGUAAUAGCACAGUCUUUCCUCUCACUUCUUUGUGGUUUGAAGUUCGGGCUAUUCUUAUUCUUUGCUGGGUGGAUUACUGUAAUGACAAUUUUCGUGUACAUUUUUCUACCGGAAACAAAAGGAGUUCCGAUUGAAGAGAUGAUUUUGAUGUGGCAGAGGCACUGGUUUUGGAAGAAGAUUAUAUCAGAAAAUCCAGAAAAAGACGAGAGUUACGAGAGACAACGUAAUUCCUUAGUAUUGCCACAAGAUAUCUGAUAGUUACAUUUAGAUUAUACUUGUAGAAAUUUAUCAAAUUUGUAUAAUGUGUAGGAAAUCAAUGACUAUUAGCAUAAUAAUUGCCAAUAUCAAACAACACAUGUCUUGAUGUAGGUCACACCCAAACUUUUUGAGGAUCAUCCAUCAUGUUUCACAUGAGGAGCAUUCUUGCUCGAAAGUUUGUAAUAAUUCUCUCGAGGAUUAUUAUAACGUGUACUUAUGAGUAAAUAUUCAACCAUCAAGAACUGCAAAAA